AUGAGGCCGGUGUUGCUGCUGCUGGUUUCCACAGCCUGGACCAUGACAGCAGCUCAGCACUACUACCCGGGGCUGAUGGAUUAUCUGGAGAACAGGUUGUUGGCGAUUGAGGACCGGAUGCAGUUUUGGCACGACCAGUCCCACCGGUACCACACCGAGCUGCAGGACUUCAAGAAGCUAACCUCCGAGGCCGUGGACGGGCUGAGCAGCGAGCACGGCUCCCUGUUCAAAGACCUGGAAGGAGCCGGGGUCCGGGUGGAGCGGGUGGAGCGGGAGAUGGACUACGUGGAGGCGCAGACUUCGCCUCGGGCCUGUGCCAGACCGGCAGAGAAGGUGGUGGAGCAGGGGGUGUGGGGGCUGGAGGAGAGCCGAGGAGAGGAGGAGGAGGAGGAGGAGGAGGAGGAGGACUGGGUGGAGCUGCACUCCAGAGUCUCUGACUGUGUUGAAAUCAUCUCUGGCAUCAGAUCAGUGAAGAUCCUGAAGAGAGUGGGCGGUCCCAGGGGGAUGUGGACCAGAGACCCCAGGUCCUCCAGGGUCUACGUCUUCAACGGGACCUCAGGAGACGUCCUCUACCAGUUCGACUCUGUCCAGGACUUCUCUCGUUCUCCGGGGUUUGACGGCAGCAAACAGAUCCGGCUUCCGUUUGCCUGGAGCGGCCCCGGCAGCGCUGUGCAUAACGGAUAUCUGUACUACGUGAUGCAGGAGGCGGACUCGGAUCUGCAGGUCGUCAGAUAUGACCUGAUGAGUGGCGUGGUGACGGACAUCGCCAUGUUCCCCGUGGACAGCCGGGCGAGUGUGUACAGCCUGAACCCUGAGAGCGUGGCGGACCUGGCAGCGGAUGACGAAGGCCUCUGGCUCCUCUUCGCCUCCAGUGACAGCGAACCCAACGUCAACCUCGCCAAGAUGGACCCCGCCACGCUCGAUAUAGAACAGAUCUGGGACACCCGGUGCCCGAGGGAGAACGCGGAGGCGGCUUUCGUGGUGUGUGGGACCGUCUACGUUGUUUACAACACCCGCCUGGCGAGUCGCUCGCGGAUCCAGUGCGUGUUCGACGUCAACGACAUGGUGGUCAGCGAGGAGGCUCCGCUGCUCUACUUCCCCCGGAGGUACGGCGCCCACGCCAGCCUGAAGUACAACCCGGAGGAGAAGCAGCUCUACGGCUGGGACGACGGCUACCAGAUCAUCUACAGGCUGACCAUGAAGAGGAAGAUGCUGGUGUGA
Molecule: messenger RNA, 1221 nt
Organism: Limanda limanda (common dab)
Lineage: Eukaryota; Metazoa; Chordata; Actinopteri; Pleuronectiformes; Pleuronectidae
Gene: olfml3a
Product: olfactomedin-like 3a
Exons: 3
Coding region: 1-1221 (406 amino acids)
Biological process (GO): signal transduction
Source: RefSeq, a predicted model, not a curated record